Molecule: messenger RNA, 1257 nt
Organism: Paramecium tetraurelia
Lineage: Eukaryota; Ciliophora; Oligohymenophorea; Peniculida; Parameciidae
Exons: 4
Molecular function (GO): protein binding
Source: RefSeq, a predicted model, not a curated record
AUGGAUUAAUAAAAACUUAUAGAUGAAUCAAUAACUUUAGAUGUCUUAUAACCAAAAUUAAACAAGCUAUAUCUGGUGUGUUCAAUUAAUAGCAGAGAGCCAUUUACAGAUCCUGAAACUAUUUAAACCGAUUUCAUUACACAAAAGAGUGAGACACUAAUGGCCUUGAAGAUUCCAAAAAUGUUUGCAUAUAUAGGUCUAACAGGCACCAAAGCUGUCUAGAAUAAAUAGCAUGAAGAAUAACCAAAUCAAUUAUUAUGUUGUUUCAGAUUGUUGGAUGUUGAUACAAUUAUUGCUGGGUAUAUGGAUGGAAGAAUAGUUUAAAAACAGAUAAUGACGCAACGAAUAAUAAAAGAAUUUAAUCGUUAGAAUUAAGAGGCUAUUAUCAAGAAAAGACCCAUAAAAAUCCAUAUUUUUCAAAAAUAUUUUGCUACAUUAUUUUUAGAGGGAGUUGUCUGUAUUUAUCAUUAAGAACAUCAAAUGUUCAAAUUCCAAAAUGAAUAUGAAAAAUUCAUUCGAUUAUCAUUCUAAUAUCAUAAAAAGCUAGUAAGUUAGAAGACCUUGAAAAAUUUCGAAAGUGACCCCUCAUUUCAUUAUCACUAUUUAAAUUAUGGUGAAUUUUCUAACUUUUAGUACUGUUAACUUAAGAUGAAUCCAUUAUUUAUAUUUAGGUUUGAAUCAAUGUCUAUAAAUGAUAUUGAGAUAUUACCCUUUAGUCCUUUAGAACAUCUAAACAAGCCAGAACAAAGAAUGGAGAAGGGAUUGUGUAUAGCUUUGAGUGGACUAGAUGGAUAUUUUAGAUUAUUGGAUGUGAUGAAUAAUAAACCAUUGUUUUCAUUUAAAACCGAGUGUUGUGGGAUUUGUUCAUUUUCAUUUAAUCCGAAUUUUAGCAGUGUUUGUUUAGGGGCCCAGGAUGAUUCUGCUUAUGUGAUAAAUUUUAAUUCUAAAAUUUCCUGGAUACGUUUGGUGGGACAUAACUCAUUUAUAUCUAGAGGAGUAUUCAGUUCGAUAAGUGCAACAGAGUUCAGGAUAAUAUGUGGAUGUUAUGAUGGUACGAUUUCAAUAACAGAUGUCGACUUAAAUUAAUUAAAUCCAGAAAAUAGUUUAUUUGUGAAGGCAUAAGAGAAAGAGAAAGCGUUAUAAGUUAAGAACAUUCAAAGUGUAUCAUAGGAUGGAGUUGCAAACGUAGCAGAGUUUUAGAAUUAUAUUGUUUGCAUGAAUUUUGAUGGAGUAAUUAAAAUUUUUCUAUUGUAAUGA